CUACGAAUGUAUGACGAUUAUUGGAGUAUUGCAGAUCUAUUGUAGAUCUGAUUUAAAGAUAUGACUUUAAGUUAACUAAUAAUUGUUUUCGACGUAGUAUAUUGAUCAUAAGAAGCAUGGACGGACAUGAGGCAUUUCUUAUUGUGUGAAUCUAUUUCAUUCAAUAUAACAGCAUGUGAUUAUUGAGAGGAAUUACUGCUAUCUUCGCGAAUGGAAACUACAGGCAUUGAAAGAGCUCGCAGGAGGCACGGGUACCUGGCAGGUGUGAUGGCUGUUCUGGGCAUCAUUCUUCUCAUAUGUGGUUUGCUGGGAGCCUUGAUAUACAACAAAGUUGACACUAUCCCUUAUUAUGUAGGUGGAUUCUCAGCCGGCCCAUUGGCGCUGAUUAUGUCUCUUGCAAGUAUACUGAUAUCAAAAUGCGGGUCUUCAAACUCAUCGGAGAGCAGCGCUAUGAAACAUGUGCUCGGGGCCCAAUGGGCGUUGUCAUUGUUUCUGGUAUUUGGAUGCUUUGUUGGAAUUGUAUUCGCCUCCGUUGGUGGCAUCGCCGAUUCGGCAUAUGAAGGAGACCCCGUUGUUGCAAACAAAACAAUUGCAGUCAUAACCUUGAUUGCUUGUAUUAUCACCAUUAUUGCAUCAAUCGGGAGUAUUUGUCUUUAUUGUUGUUAUGGACACGAGUUUGGAUUAGAUACCGGAAAAAGAAGCAGCAAAAGAAGAAGGCGUACUUUCAUCGAUGACAAUGUUGUUGGGCCAUCACCGUCUAGUCAAGGCACUGAGAGAACAAGCGUACAUUCAAUUCCUACGUUACCCAGGACUAGCCAAUCAGAAACAGACAUGCUUAGUUUGCAGGAACAAAACCGAUUACUUAAAGAACAGAUAAUUCUACAAAAGAAACUUCAACAACAACAACAACAACAGCAACAUCGGCAAAGCGACGAAUGGCACACACAAAAUAGGCAACAUCAACCACACCAGCAGCUUAAGGGCGGGGAACCACCACCUCCUUACACUUUGGCCCCGCUGCGGACACCUGUAAAACCCUCGGCUCCACCCCCUUUGUAUGGGGACAAGUAAAAGUGAAAGUGAAUCUUUAUGAAUGGGCAAACAAGUAUAAAUUACAUGAUGCAUUGCAAUACAAGGGCCCAAGUUCACCAACUUCUUGUGUCUGAGCUCGAGACUUGAGGUUAAUCAAAACGUCAAAUCUAUUUUGUUUUGUAAAACUGCUACAAAUCGAGCAAUGAGCAUAUUCUACAAAAAACUAGUGUUUUUUCAUAACGAUUUUCAACGCACACUUUUUACUUUAACAAUUCGCCUUUUGGGACAGAGUCUAAUAUUCAGAAUCAAGACAUGAGUUUUAACUACAUAUGUUCAGAUUUUGUUGCUAAUGGGAAAAACACAAUUUGCGCUAAAUUCAAAAAAUUACUAUAUCGUAUGGGAAGCGUUGGUUUAAUAGAAAAUAGCAUAAACGAUGGAGAUGAAGUCAACGUUACUGGAUUUGGAAACUGGAUGAAGACCAUUGGAUAAUUCCACUUGUGAAUAUGUAAAUAUGUAUUGACUUGUUCAUGACACAAAUUGAACUUUCGCAAAAUGUUGUAUGUUUUGUUCAUUUAAUGUUGCUUAGUUUGGUAUUAUAGUUUGUAAAGGUCCAAUUGACAUCAUCAACAUUAUUUAGAAAACAACCUUUAUUUUCAGCCAAUGAAAUUACAGAUAGGCAAUCAUUAAGUAAUAUGCUUAAUCAUUAAGAAUUUCAACUUUUGCGUGUGUAAUAGUUCCGCCUACUGCCACUCACACACUUACUUUUACCCGAUUUUGCGUUGACAAUGUAUCAGCCAUUGAGGUUGCAUUCUAGGUCAGUAAGAUGACCUGAAUUUAAAUCUUAAUUAUUAAAAAGUACUCGUUCGCUACGCUCACACUGCCCAUUCAUAAUCAUUUUAAUUUUAAUGGAUUUCAUCUAAUAACUUAAUAGAUGUGUUUAACAAUCUUUGGGACGGGUACCUUCUUCACAGAACGCAUACGGAGCAUUGCCAUCAUCAUUUUGGACAUUAACGACUUCGACCCACAAGAAGGCUAAGUUGACGAUACAAAUAAAAUCCAUCAACAUAAGUUUGAAAAUCUGAAAGUUAAUUGUUUGAUGAUCAGGACGAAAAAAACAAUUAAGUGUGUUAUUUCAGUUUAUUAUUAUUUGAUGUUUAUUUAACAUGUAUCCAGUUGUGAAAUUACCUAAUUUCCAUUUUGUCGUUGACAAAGUAUGUUAUUUGUUUGAUUAUUUAUUAUUUCGCUACACAUACAUCUUUGAUGUUAUAAAUGCUAAAACAAUAUGGAAUCACCAAGCCUCCAGAGCUUACAUAUUUGCCAUAUAGCUUUAUCGUGUUAGAAUGAUUACUUUGAUAUUCAUGUUUCAUAUAAUACACAAACUGUUUACA
Messenger RNA from Mya arenaria, 2420 nucleotides. RefSeq lists its product as uncharacterized. The record is from RefSeq and is a predicted model, not a curated record. Bases 211 to 1071 code for a protein of 286 amino acids. NCBI's taxonomy places the organism in Eukaryota, Metazoa, Mollusca, Bivalvia, Myida, Myidae. The transcript has 4 exons.